This is a messenger RNA of Siniperca chuatsi (mandarin fish), 1566 nucleotides long. RefSeq names its product fibroblast growth factor 23-like. NCBI's taxonomy places the organism in Eukaryota, Metazoa, Chordata, Actinopteri, Centrarchiformes, Sinipercidae. The record is from RefSeq and is a predicted model, not a curated record. Gene Ontology annotation, molecular function: growth factor activity. The coding region runs from base 1 to 747 and encodes 248 amino acids. The transcript has 3 exons.
AUGCCACCGGCUUUAUUCUCACUCAUUCUGAUUGCCGUACAUGUGUCUGUAACGGUGGAUUGUACAAUGAGGCUCCAGGACCCAGAGCAACUUUUACAACACCAGCAGAGCCACUUCAACACGGGAGCACAUGCGGAUACAUCCCCUGGUACGGGACGUUUCUACUUGGAGCUGAGUGGAUCAAUGAGAAAAGGCAUUCACAGACACUUUCUGGUUAUUUUACCAGUAAGAACAGAUACAAGCAACUCUGUGUCAAUAUUUGAUUUGAGAAGAAAACUGUUCCUCUGUAUGGACUUAAAGGGAGAGCUGUACAACUCUAGACAAAAAGACAGAGAAGAUUGUCUCUUCCAGCGCAUUUGGUUAGAUCUGGCGAACCACCAUGACAUGUUUUACUCUAUGAGUGGGGGCUGGCUGCUCAAGCUGGAGGGAGCUGAGUUGCGAGUUGCUCACCAGGAGCCACCUGAACCCUCCUCAGCCCUGGUGGAGAAGUUCCUGGGUCACUUGGUAAAGAGACAGAGGAGGAGUGAGGACGUGAACCCCUCUGAUCCAUUAAGAUCAGAAUCACAUCCCUCACAUUCUGCCAAGGAUCACAAAGAUGCAGAUCAUGGGCAGCCUGAACAGGACCAGGCCGGCGCUGUGUCCAAAGAAACCAUCACCUCCUGUGAUGACCCCCUGCGGGUCUUACAGCUCAACGGGCCUGUCAGUCCUGUCAAGACUAAUAUAGCAGACCGGGCAGAACAAGACUAAGAUACUGAACUUGGGUUUAAGGAGUAAGAAGUCAAGAGGGGCUGCAAGUAUUUAUGUUUGUUCUGAAAGCUCACUUAAUGUUUGACUGCAUAGUGGGAGCAGAUACUUCUAGACACCUUGUCCUGCAUUUGUGGACUGCAGUAUCAGUGAGAGCCACAGAAUGACUUACAAAGGCCUGGCAGAGUCACACUGACACUAGAGUGUUAUUUUUUGAGGCCACACGAAAGCAUUAAAUAUUUGACAACUUCUGAGAAUAGAGAUAUUUUUAUAAAAAUCAAAUUUUUCAAAAUAUGUUUUUAUGGAACUACUAUGCUUUUUAAUGUACUCAUAAACCGUGUUACAUCACAGCAGCUCUUCUGUUUGAAUAGCAGAUGAAGGAUACGUUUGGCAACAUUCGACAUAAUCAUGCAGCAAGUUUGGACCAGCGAGCUGCUAUCCUUUAACCUCUUUUGUCAGUUAAAUUUUAAACAGAUGUGGCAAUGUUUGUUUUGCAUAUGUAAAAAUAUGUAAUCUGUAAGUAAUUAUGAAUAUUUAUACAUAUAUUAGUUGAUACAGUAAUGCUUCAUAACAUGUGUUUAAAAACUAAACAAAAGUCCAGCAGUGCAUCCUGUUGUAACUGAAAAAAAAUCCCCUGCCAUUUGCAGCCAUUCAUAAAUAGGAUCAAAUUACGUCAGGUGCUGGACACCAAUAGCCACAGCAAUGAAAAGGUAUUUAUUUAUUGAAAUGUAUUAAAUGACUUCCUGCCUAGCCUACUGUUUUAUUAUUUAUAUAUUUCAUCUUGUGUUAUUUCUGAUGUGGAAAAAUAAACAGUAACUACUC